AUGCCACAAGAAAAUUCAACAGAUCAUCAAGGUAUAACAAAGAUGUUGUUGGAGAUGAUGAAGAGCUCUUUACUUUCUCAUCAUGAUUUGGAUGAAUUAAUGUACAAGUUUAGUAGUGGUAACGUUCAUCAGCUCGUAUCGGAGCAUAAGGAUAUUGUAGAUGAAUUCGUAGAAGUUUGGUCCUUUUCAAACGAAAAUGUAUAUAUUCACUUUAUCAUUUGGGUGAUAUCUGUUCAUUCGUUUCUGAUUCAUGGGUCUCCGCUUGAGAUCCAUGCAAGUAUUCUCAAAGUUUUAAUUAAGACUCACUCUAAAGAUUUGGAUGGGUUGAGGCACAACGUAAAAUUACUUUUCAACAGUCCUACUUCUUCUUGCCAGAUGAUGGAAUACUGCAACAAUUUGUACAGUCAUGAGAAGGCUCCUUCAUGGUUUUUAAUCUUAAACGGUAGUAGUGAACUGCAAGCCAAAAUGCAUGAGGCAUUUGGGCAACUAUAUGACUUUUCCGUUCAUCACCUUAGAAACGAUCGUGACAUCCAACAACUAAUUCACGUUUCACUACGAUUGUGCCAGUACUUGACCGCACAGGAAUUUUUAGAGGAAUAUGUUAGAACUAUUAGUCCUCAUCAAGUCAUUGAUCUGGCAUAUUGCCAACUAUGGUACUCUAGUAUCAUUUAUGAAAGCUUUAGAAACAAUGGUAUUGAUGUCUCUAGACCUGCGUUUCACGAGAUGGAGUUCUUCGUUACAAAUGUGCUGUCUAUUGAGGACGGGCUUCUCAAGUUACUUCAACCCAGAUAUAAGAUUGUAAAUGUUCCCCAGAAUCUAUGGCAUUUAUUUGAAGACUCGAUGGUUCCACAUCGUUUUGUCAUCAGCGAGAAAUCUAUUCCAAAGAGUUCAAUAGAGAAAAUGGUUGAACAUCUUCACCAAAGCGCAUCUCUUUUUUUGAAAUCAGGACAUUUGACCUUAUCACAUCAAAUUUAUCAGAGGUUGAUUGAAUACUACAGUCAAUUACCAAACUCGGAAAAUGUUCUUCAAAUACUCCAAUCAGAAGUUUCACUUCUUAACUCAAAAAAAACAUUAGGAACUGAGUGUUUAUUUAAAUAUUGCAGAUACUAUUUAGUGUCAGUUUUAAACAAAAGCGAGAACAAAGCCAUACCAAUGAGUGAAGAGUAUAUUUACAGAGUGUAUCCUUUUGAGAAUAUUGAAAUAUUUAUUGAAAAGAGAAUUCUCAAAGACUUUCCCUUGCAUCAAGUAAUUACAGCCAAAAACAUUCAGUAUUCUGCCAAUACUGUUAGAAUUCUACCAGCUCUGGAAGACAGAUCAAACACCUUUGUUGUUUACGACUACCUGCAAGAACAUGAUAUCGUUUUUCCAGAGGACGACAAAAUAUUCGGUGUGUCAAAGAAAUUGUGUUUUGUCGGUAAUAUCUCAUUAUUUACCAGACAUGAACAACCUUCAUUCUUUAUUGACAGAGCAAAAGUUAUAAGAUCUACAUUUGUAUUUGAUGAAGCAAACCAGAUGGAUGCAAAUUGCAUCUACUUGGGGUAUAUCCAAAACAUGAUCAAAAAUUCCUGCCAAGCACUUGCACAAAAUAUAGUUAAUGGAGUAUCUCUUAGCACAUGUACAGUUUGCAAAGAGCUAUUUGAGCUUGUUGGAUGCUUGCUGUACGACAUUUUGGAGGGAUCUACUUUGCUACAUGUUUUGGGAAUUCAGCAAUGCAAGCAUUUAAUAUACAAUUAUAGAGCUAUUUACAAAGACGAGUUAGCAUCUCGAAAAAGGGAAAUACGGAGAAAGUGGAUGAAAGAAUCUAAAAUAGCUCAAGAAUCUAAACAAGAAAUACCUCCCGAGCCAAGUCUUUCAAAUUUACUUGAACACAAUGCGGAAUACCUCAAGCUUAGAUCUCGUUACUCUAGCUUCCUGGAGAUGUUGAACCAUGCGUUUAUAUUUUUUAAGGAGGCAGCCGAGUCUGUGUACCACAAGCACGAAGACAUGUUCUUACAACUGCAAAAAUUGCAAUUGGCACGAUUACAAACCAUUAACCUGUUGAGCGAGCUUUCAAUAACAGACGAUCAAACCUGA
This is a messenger RNA of Naegleria lovaniensis, 2073 nucleotides long. RefSeq lists its product as uncharacterized. The record is from RefSeq and is a predicted model, not a curated record. The transcript has a single exon. NCBI's taxonomy places the organism in Eukaryota, Heterolobosea, Eutetramitea, Acrasida, Naegleriidae. Bases 1 to 2073 code for a protein of 690 amino acids.